Messenger RNA from Aspergillus melleus, 2502 nucleotides. It is a transcript of the gene grc3, whose product is annotated as putative RNA processing protein Grc3. The transcript has 5 exons. Lineage: Eukaryota; Fungi; Ascomycota; Eurotiomycetes; Eurotiales; Aspergillaceae. Gene Ontology annotation, cellular component: nucleus. Gene Ontology annotation, molecular function: polynucleotide 5'-hydroxyl-kinase activity. The record is from RefSeq and is a predicted model, not a curated record. The coding region runs from base 1 to 2502 and encodes 833 amino acids. Gene Ontology annotation, biological process: cleavage in ITS2 between 5.8S rRNA and LSU-rRNA of tricistronic rRNA transcript (SSU-rRNA, 5.8S rRNA, LSU-rRNA).
AUGAAGAGAAAGGCUGACAAGCAGCCAACGGCCGCUCCGAUGAGCGCCGUUGCAGCGCGCAAAGCUCGCCAGCAGCAAGCGCAAGCUGCCGUGACCCCAGUGAAGCCGUCGAAACCUGAAUCAUCCGGCGAACCUCCUUCUAAGAAGGCGCGCCGCACUCCCGAAGAAGAGGAAGAGAAAUCGGCAUCAGCAGCCCCGGCAGAGGACCGCCGCCAAACGAGGCGAUCAACCCGGCGAAAGACGGAAGACUCGAAGGCACAGAACACCCCGGAGAAGAAGGUUAAAGCGCCAGUCUCGAAGCCUGUCGAACAAGGACCGCCACCUAGCACCUCGCUGAGCAAUGAAAACGAGGGUGCAUCUGAGGAGGAAUCGGAAGACGAGAAUGAUAUUGUACGAGAGAAUGGAGUCGGUACUGCGCAAAACGAUGACGAUGAGUAUGAAUCGCCUGCAGACACGCCGGCCCUCGCUCAAGAGGAAUUCCCGUUGUCAAGAACUCGAUUGAACAAAAGCAACAUUGUCUACAGCGACGAGGAAAGGCUGUGUGUCCGGAUCAAAGACAAAAUGAGUCUAGUAUUGCUUGGCCACUACGAUCUUUGGGUGAAACGAGGCGUGAUCAGUCUGAUGGGCGCCAAAUUGCAUCCUUCGUCUCGAGUCUACAGAGUCUAUGCGCCCUCAACCCACUCUCUCCCGGUCAUCAAGUGUGUUUCGAGCGUCGAUGGUGCGGCCGAAAUCGAGGUCAAGUCAUGCCACAGUGGCAUCUAUCGUCUCAGGGAUCUGUCUCCUCUAUAUCAACGGGUGUGGAAUGGAAAGAACACCUCCGCUGACAAGCUCACCCUGAAGAACGAACCUCAAUCUACCAGGAGAACGUUCUCCGUUCUGUAUACAUCGGCGGACGAUUCUCUCAAGCGACACUUGCGGCCACUGCAUCUGGAAAAGCAAUGGAGCUCAGCUAUCAAGUCUCUCUCUCAACGUGGUGGACGGCUUAAGGCGCUGAUCUGCGGUCCCAAGGCGUCUGGAAAAUCCACCUUCAGUCGAUACCUCUUGAAUCACCUCCUCAGUCCCGCCCCGCAGACCGAGACGAACUACUGCAACACCGACGGCGUUGCGUUCCUCGACCUCGACCCCGGCCAGCCCGAGUUCUCCCCUAUGGGCCAGGUCUACCUUGCACAUCUCCGGUCUCCCGUUUUCGGCCCCCCAUUCUCUCACCCCUCGCUAGACGGUUCGCAAACUGGCACGAUGGUCCGCGCUCACCACAUCGGGGCCACGUCGCCCAAGGAUGAUCCCGAUCACUACAUGCUCGCGGCCAUGGACCUCAUGGACCGUUAUCGCGCCCUGCUAGCCACCUACCCUCAAUGCUCUCUCAUCAUCAACUACCCCGGAUGGAUCUUUGGCCUCGGCCUUGAAGUGGCGACCUGGCUCGUGCGCUCGCUCGGACUAUCGGACGUGGUCUACAUGAGCGAGAAGGGGCCGAUGGAGGUGAUCGAGCCCCUUGGGCAGGCCGCACACGAAGCCAUGGUCCCUCUCACCAUCCUCCCAUCGCAACCCACCGAUUUCGUCAGCCGCUCCAGCGCGCAGCUGCGCUCCAUGCAGAUGCAGUCGUACUUCCACCUGAGUCACGCCGACGGACUCCGCAACCCGCUCUGGCUUCACCAGCCCCUCUGCCACACGCGCCCAUUCCGAGUCUCCUAUGCAGGACCUAACCAAGGCAUCCGCGGCAUCAUGGUCAUGGGCUCACAGAUCGACCCGGACCUUCUCCACGACGUCCUCGACGGCGCCCUUGUCGGCGUCGUCGCCGUUGAAUCGUCCCGUGCCAUCCUCGGAGAGGCGAACGGGCCGUCCACGAACGGCGCAGAGGAGGACGAGGAGAUGGAAAACGCCUCGACUGGCGGCUCAGACGUCAACAUGGAGGAGGAAGAGGAGCAGGAUACCAACAGCACCAAGCCUUCUAGAGCCCAAAAAUCUACGGAUCCCGACAUCGAAGCCAACAUCACCCGCACACGCAACGAAGACCUACCGUACCUCUUCGUCGGCGCCGGAAGCUGCACCCCGCUCGACCCCCGCGCCUCACACAGUCUCGGCCUAGCACUCGUGCGCUCCGUCGACGUCUCAUCGCGAACCCUCGAGCUGGUCACACCCAUCGCGGGGUCCGCGAUCCGCCACGCCCUGGAACACGGAUCCGGGCUGGUGCUGGUGCGCGGGCAACUCGACAACCCGAACUGGGCCGUCAGCGAGGAGUACUACGCCGCACGGGCCGCCGAGAAACGACAUCGCGAGACGGUCGAGAAGGCCAGAAAGGCCGGCAACGAGGCUCUGGACUCGGCGACGCAGGCGCGAGUGUCUGCCGCUCUGAGGGACCGGGUCCGACGCGCCAGCAACGUGCCGUGGAUGACGGUCAUCGAGGACCAUAGUCGACGACAACAGGAGGCGUCGCAGCGCGAGAAAUCGCUGUGGAAGCUUCGCAAGAAGGCAUAUCCGGGGAGUGAUAGCGAGGGGGAUUGGUAG